Molecule: messenger RNA, 1910 nt
Organism: Cornus florida
Lineage: Eukaryota; Viridiplantae; Streptophyta; Magnoliopsida; Cornales; Cornaceae
Exons: 7
Coding region: 250-1296 (348 amino acids)
Biological process (GO): tRNA modification
Molecular function (GO): RNA binding
Source: RefSeq, a predicted model, not a curated record
AAUGUAUAUGUAUAUAUUACUAUAUAAUUUGAGUAGAUUCAUAAUUGAAUACACCUAGGUGGAGUGCUCUAUGAAAUUUUUAUCUACCGGGCAGGGUUGAAGAUGAGCCCAUAUAUUUAUUGAAAGUUCGGGCUUUGUUGAAAAGUGAUACGGACCCAAGACCUUUUCUUUCUCUUCCAAGUUCCAAUUAGGGUUUAACAGAGUGGGGUGUUGUAUUCGAGUCCAAAACACAGAGAGAAAGGUAACGUGAUGGCUGGUGAAAAAGAAGAAGUGAAGGUUAUGGGAAGAGGAGGAGGAGAGCGAAUGGCACCUUGGGAACAGCACUCAGCUGUGAUAAGUAUCCCUCGCUUCGAUUACAACGCUCCCUCUUCCCUCCUCCAUCACUCUCACUCUGGAUUCCUCGUCACCUGCCCCAUCAAGAGGGAGAAAAGUGCCACAAAAGAAGCCAUGUCCAUCCUUGAAAAGUUUAUUGGGUUCUUUAAUAGUGGCAGCUCUGAAGGUCUGGAAGUCUCUGAUGCAAAUGUUGCUGCUAAGAGAAGGAAGAUAUGCAAGGGGGAAAUAGAUGGAGAAUUCGCUAUUGGUGUAGAAAGUGAAAGUGUUACUCCUAACUCAGCAGACACUGCAGGUAAAGCUUCUGAAGGUUCUUGUUUGUCCUCUGCAAAAUCAGAUACAAAUGUGGAAAGAAAUCCUAUUCUCUCACUUGUUAAGCUGACAAAGAGCGGCUUGGUUUUUUUUACCUUCCCUAUGAAUUAUUCUCCUGAUGUUGUUGAUAUUUUGUCAAAUAUUAUUCAUUCUCUGGAAUCUGGAAGUUUGAGUUUACCACUUUGGUGUCAUCGCAUAUUCCCUGUCCAAGCUACUUGCUGUUUAAAUGAGAAGGAACUUCGUCCAGUGGUGUCAAACCUUGUUCUUCAGUUUGUGAAUAAUAAACAAAACCAACUUGCACGGCCUAUAAAGUUUGCAGUUGGGUAUAACAGAAGAGGAAUUGAGGAGACAGAGGUGAAGAUUUCAAAAAAUACUUCAGGAGAUUCUGAUGCAUUCACUUUGUUAGACCGCAACAAAUGCUUCAGCAUUGUGGCUGCAGCCGUUAAAGAUGCUGUAUCAGAUUCGGUAGUGGACCUGAAAUCUCCAGAGCUUUCUGUUCUCGUUGAGCUGCUACCUAUCUCUGGGGUACCCAUUGGGUCGUUAGUGGUUGCCAUCUCAGUUCUUCCGCACAACCUUGUUAGCACUAAGCCACGACUCUGCAUUAAGGCAUUGGUUUUCAAUAUGAAAGCAGGGAGUGAAAGGAAGAUUAAAUGAUGGUUCUAAGGUCAUAGAUUGUUCUCUUUGCAUAGAAGAGGACUCAAAAUCAAAUACCAUCUGUUGCUAUUUUCAGAAGCGGGUGGAGCUGUGCUUUUCAGCUUCUAUGGGUUUCCCUGAAACCUUGUUGAUCUUUAAAUGAGGAUGUGAUCAUAAAUGGUGCUGAAAGAUAAUGGAGGUGCAAUUGCAUGAUUGUAAUUUCCCAUGUGUCUGCCUCUGCCAGAUUUGCCUUUUGGGUUGCAACUAAUUUUGCCCGUUCACUGGAUCCCAAAUUGCCAAUUGAUUUGUAGUUUUGUAGCUUCUCUUUAUGAGUUUACUUAUCGUUUUGACCUUUUUCAUUUGUUGGCUUGAUUUGGGCUCGUGACAACCACAGAAAAUUGAGCUCGCUUGAACUUGGUUUGUGAGUUCAUAAUAUAUAUAUGUCCGAGUGCUUAGAAGCCCUCAGCUAGUGUUUUAGAACAAGGAUUUCAGUUUUAAUAGCAUUUUUUUUUUCUUUCUAAAUUAUAGGUGGAGAAGGCAAUGUUUGUUGAGAAUUAGAUUGCCAAUGAUAAAAUUGUAAAAUUUAAGUACAUUAUCUAUAUAUAUAUAUAUCUAUUCAUUCACCUAGUAGAUAA